Messenger RNA from Medicago truncatula (barrel medic), 1655 nucleotides. Its product is annotated as lecithin-cholesterol acyltransferase-like 1. Gene Ontology annotation, biological process: lipid metabolic process. NCBI's taxonomy places the organism in Eukaryota, Viridiplantae, Streptophyta, Magnoliopsida, Fabales, Fabaceae. The record is from RefSeq and is a predicted model, not a curated record. The transcript is spliced from 2 exons. Bases 107 to 1456 code for a protein of 449 amino acids.
CGCCAUAACAUAGCAUAACAAUGCCAUGUUUGAGUGAAACCAAACAUUAUCCAAAGCAAUUUCUUCACUAAAAACAAAUCACAGUAAUCAUAUAUUUUUUAUCGUGAUGAAGGAACAUAGUCUCAAAAUUUGCAUUACCAAUACAUUGACACUGUUAGUAAUGGUAUCGUUAAUUUGUUGCACAAAUGUUGCCGUUAGUACAAGCAACAACAACCUCAAUCCAGUGAUACUAAUACCAGGUAACGGAGGGAACCAACUAGAAGCAAAACUAACCACUAAAUAUAAACCUUCUACCUUAAUUUGUGAUCCAUGGUACCCUCCUUUCAAGAAGAAAAAUGGCUGGUUUAGAUUAUGGUUUGAUUCAAGUGUCUUACUUGCUCCUUUCACCAAAUGUUUUGCUUCUCGCAUGACUCUUUAUUAUGAUCAAGACCUUGAUGAUUACUUUAAUGUUCCUGGAGUGGAGACACGUGUCCCUAGCUUUGGUUCUACUUCCUCUCUUCUUUAUCUUAAUCCUCGUCUUAAGCUUGUCACAGGGUACAUGGCGCCCUUAGUAGAAUCAUUAGAACAGCUUGGUUACAUAGAUGGUCAGAAUCUGUUUGGAGCUCCCUAUGAUUUUCGAUAUGGUCUAGCAGCACCAAGUCACCCAUCUCAAGUUGGUUCCAAAUUCCUAAACGACCUAAAGAAUUUGAUAGAAAAAGCAAGCAAUUCCAAUGGAGGGAAGCCGGUGAUACUUGUCUCACACAGCUUGGGAGGUUUAUUUGUCCUCGAACUCCUUAAUCGGAACCCCUCUUCUUGGCGCAAGAAAUUCAUUAAACAUUUUAUAGCACUUUCUGCUCCAUGGGGUGGAACUGUUGAUGAAAUGUUCACUUUUGCAUCAGGCAAUACUUUGGGGGUGCCAUUAGUAAACCCUUUGAUAGUAAGAAAUGAACAGAGAACUUCUGAGAGUAACCUAUGGCUUUUGCCAAAUCCUAAGAUGUUUGAUAUUGAUAAAUCUUUAGUUACUACUCCAUAUAGAAACUACUCAGCACAUGAUAUGAUUGAUUUUCUUAAAGAUAUUGGUUUUCCUGAAGGGGUUUAUCCUUAUGAAACUCGCAUUUUACCUUUGAUAGCGAAAAUAGAUGCACCAGCAGUGGCUAUGACUUGUAUUAUAGGAAAGGGUGUGAAGACUCCAGAGGAAUUGUUUUACAGGAAUGGCGAUUUUGAUGAGCCCCCGGAGUUUUCGUAUGGUGAUGGUGACGGAACUGUGAACAUGGUGAGCUUGUUGGCACUUGAAUCUCUAUGGAAAGAUGAAAAAAAUCAGUACUUGAAAGUUAUUAAGAUUGGUGGGGUGACUCAUACUUCAAUAUUGAAAGAUAAAGUUGCACUUGAUGAAAUAAUUGGUGAGAUUAGUAGAAUUAAUUCUCAUGCUCAACUUGGUUUGAGCAAUAUUUCUUUAGCUACAUUUGAUGAGAAAUGAUCGUGGACAUGUAUAGUAACAAUGCAGAAAGCAGAUGGAGUCGUAUAACCAUUAUCUGCAAAUUUAUUUAUUUUUAGAGUUUUGUAUUGCCAUUUUAUUUAUUGAUCAUAGGAAUUAAUUGUUGUGAUGUGAAUAUAUGAAACAAUAUUUUUGACCAUUGAUGUUUUGAAAUUGUAGUGAGUUUGAAGUUUGAUAUUAA